This is a messenger RNA of Boleophthalmus pectinirostris (great blue-spotted mudskipper), 3582 nucleotides long. It is a transcript of the gene slc23a2, whose product is annotated as solute carrier family 23 member 2. The coding region runs from base 282 to 2444 and encodes 720 amino acids. The transcript is spliced from 16 exons. Gene Ontology annotation, cellular component: membrane. NCBI's taxonomy places the organism in Eukaryota, Metazoa, Chordata, Actinopteri, Gobiiformes, Gobiidae. The record is from RefSeq and is a predicted model, not a curated record. Gene Ontology annotation, molecular function: transmembrane transporter activity. Gene Ontology annotation, biological process: L-ascorbic acid metabolic process; transmembrane transport.
ACCCCAUCCAUAGACAAGACAACCCCCGAGGCUUUAUGAAAGGGUUGAAUCCCUCCAUAGUUGUGAGAUAAGCCUGUUUGAAGCCUAAGCACAUGUUAGCAGGAAAGGGACGGAGGACGUACGGUUAAAGCUGGUCUUUGUUGGAUUUUGUGUCUUCGGCGUGUUAAGGGACCUGCCUGUCUCCGCUUCGGUAUAAGAGCAGUCACAGCCACGGGGACAAACCAGCGGACGAAGCGCUAGCCGAGGGGGAAGCGGGCUUGAUCUUCUCUUACAUCAGACAGAUGCUCCCAGCCGUGCAGCUGGACAGGAGUGAUGGGAUGUGUCCAUUAGCUGACGGAUCUGUCCCGAAGGAUGUUAAGCGGCUGAGCCAGUCUGCACGAGUUUUCACACCAGAGCCUGAUCCAGGAGGGCCCCACAGACCGGACCACUGCCCAGAGAGUCCCAGAAUGGGAGUGGGAAAGAACAACACCCCCAAGAUGGACAGCAGCAGUGAGACGGCCAAAUACGAAGAUGAGAGCAAACAUGGAGCAGACUUUUACCCCAUUCCAGUGGUGGUGAAUGGGGUGGGCGCGGCCUGCCCAGACCAGGAUACCGAAAACACUGAACUCAUGGCCAUCUACACCAAAGAGGAUCAUGCAGUGGAAAAGAGCUCUAUGUCUGAAACCUUGGACAGUGCAGAAAGUCUUGAUGCUAGAAAGAUGGAUAUGAUCUACACCAUCGAAGAUACUCCUCCCUGGUAUUUGUGUGUGUUCCUGGGCAUGCAACACUACUUGACCUGUUUCAGUGGAACCAUUGCCGUCCCGUUCCUUUUGGCUGAGGCAAUGUGUGUGGGGUACGACCAGUGGGCUACCAGCCAACUCAUCGGGACCAUCUUCUUUUGUGUGGGCAUCACCACCCUGUUGCAAACCACCCUUGGGUGCAGGUGCGAACUCAAACACCUCUGUGCAUUGCUUCCUUUGUUCCAGGCCAGUGCGUUUGCCUUCCUGGCUCCAGCUCGAGCUAUUCUGUCCCUGGACAAGUGGAAGUGUAACACAACAGAUAUCCCAUCAAUGAACAGUACAGCACUUCUCCACACAGAGCACAUCUGGCAUCCCAGGAUACGAGAGAUCCAGGGAGCCAUCAUUGUGUCGUCUAUGGUGGAAGUUUUUAUCGGAGCUCUGGGUCUUCCUGGGCUUUUACUGAAAUACAUUGGACCUUUGACCAUUACACCCACAGUGGCUCUCAUUGGACUGUCCGGUUUCCAAGCUGCUGGAGAGCGAGCCGGAAAACACUGGGGCAUUGCUAUGUUGACUAUCUUUUUGGUGCUUAUAUUUUCACAAUAUGCGAGAAACGUCCACUUCCCUUUGCCAGUCUACAAAGCCAAGAAAGGCUGGACAUCUUAUAGACUACAGGUCUUCAAAAUGUUUCCUAUCAUCAUGGCUAUCCUGGUGUCAUGGUUUAUGUGCUUCAUCUUUACUGUAACUGACGUCUUCCCUCCGGAGAAAGACAAGUAUGGAUUUUAUGCUCGCACAGAUGCACGACAGGGGAUUCUUGCUGCUGCACCAUGGUUCAAAAUCCCUUAUCCUUUUCAAUGGGGCUUUCCGACAGUUACAGCAGCUGGUGUGAUUGGGAUGAUGAGUGCAGUGGUCGCCAGCAUCAUAGAGUCAAUAGGAGAUUACUACGCUUGUGCCCGCCUUUCGUUAGCCCCUCCUCCUCCAAUACAUGCAAUCAACAGAGGCAUCUUUAUGGAAGGACUUUCAUGUGUGCUGGAUGGACUUUUCGGGACAGGAAAUGGCUCAACAUCAUCAAGCCCAAAUAUAGGAGUCUUGGGCAUUACAAAGGUGGGCAGCAGACGUGUGAUCCAGUACGGAGCCGGGAUGAUGCUGUUGCUUGGUCUUGUGGGUAAAUUUAGUGCCCUCUUUGCUUCACUUCCUGACCCUGUCCUUGGGGCGCUCUUCUGCACCUUGUUUGGGAUGAUUACCGCUGUGGGACUGUCAAACCUACAGUUUGUGGACCUCAACUCCUCCAGAAACCUCUUUGUUCUGGGAUUCUCUAUCUUUUUUGGCCUCAUGUUGCCAAGCUACCUCAAACAGAACCCGCUUGUUACUGGUAUUGUUUCAGUUGACCAAGUGUUAAAUGUGCUUCUCACCACCGCCAUGUUUGUUGGAGGCUCUGUAGCUUUUAUUUUAGAUAACACAAUUCCUGGUUCCCUUGAAGAGCGUGGAAUAAGGAAGUUGAAGCGUGGGUCAGGUGUAAGUGCAUCAGAGCUGGAGGGAAUGAGAUCCUAUGAUCUACCGUUUGGAAUGGACUUUAUCCGCAAACACUCAUUCUUCAAAUACCUCCCCAUCAGCCCAACUUUCACGGGCUACCACUGGGACAGACUGCUGAGCAACUGCAGGAGCUGCUCAGAUCAUGGGACUGGGGUCAAAGCUCCUGAAGGUGGUGCAGAUGAAAGUGGAGUAUAGCUGGACCUUUAAGAGCUGGGGACUUUUCACUGAAGCUAUAGUAUGACAAUUGUGAUGCACCGGGUUUAUUAGUAUGUUGUUUUUGUUUUUUUUUGUUUUUUUAGCUUGUCAGUCUGUUCCCACUUCCUUCUAGGCUUUUGAAGCAUGCUCUCGCAAGUCACAGCAUGCAGAAAAGAUGUCUCUUUUGGGAAGUUGGAGGUAAAUGUGUGUGCACAUGUGCAUUUAUGACAUCAUUCCCAUUCAUUGCAAAGUUUGAAGGUAACUGCUAAUUCCAAUUCGAUACCACAGUGAAUGUGGUAAAAUUGGAUUAUGCAAAAACUCCCAUGAAUAAAAUGUUAUAACCCAUUAUGCAACGACAAUAGAUAUGCACAAACACAUUAGACCAGAUCUGAAAUGCACAAUGUGACCUCGCACAGAUGGACAUGCAGGUGCCACGCACAGAGAUUGUGAUUUUGUGAUUUUGUUUUGCACUAUCUGCCUCCUGAGUUCUACUCUCAAAUUUUAUGUCACAGUUAGCCUCCAUAUUUGUCAGAGAGCCCUUCAUCUCACGUAGGUUAUAUUAGCAUUAUAUGAUACCACCUCUGUUUACUGUAUAUAUAGUCAGUAUUAGGCACUAACCAGUUCUGACAUGUGCCGGAUAUUCUCAAAUUCUUCAAAAAGAAAACGUUUAGAGUCAUGGUACUGUAAUUAGUUUAUAUUUUAAAGAUAUGGGUAUUAAACCCAUUACCAAAAAGUGAAGACUCUCCUAAAGCUUUAAUCAGACCUCAGUUGCUAUCUAGACAUGUUAAAAAUAACAUAAGUGUAAAUGACCACUAAAAUUACUAAAUAAUGUGUAAUAAUGUCAUUUUCCCUCACUUACAAUAGUCAUUUUAAAGGAUGGUCCGAUCUUUCUGCCCACUAUUUAUCUCAGAGGUGCAUUAUGAACCUUUUCUGUUGGAGGGUCUGUCACCUUUCUUGUCUCUAUUACUUUGCCUUGAAUGUCCACAAUAUGGCAUAAAAUGUAUCCAUCCUGCUUUUAUUCAAUUACAGGUAUCUUGUUUUUUUUUUUUUUUCUUUUUCUUUUUUAAGUUGACCAAAAGUUACAGAAAUUGAAGAACUGUAGUCUCAAUUAGAAAUUAAACUUCAUCAAACCAAAACC